This is a messenger RNA of Parastagonospora nodorum SN15, 1441 nucleotides long. RefSeq lists its product as hypothetical. NCBI's taxonomy places the organism in Eukaryota, Fungi, Ascomycota, Dothideomycetes, Pleosporales, Phaeosphaeriaceae. The coding region runs from base 153 to 1418 and encodes 421 amino acids. Gene Ontology annotation, molecular function: hydrolase activity. The transcript has 5 exons. The record is from RefSeq and is a predicted model, not a curated record.
AGAAGUGCUACUCCGCAGAUACGGCAGUCGAAUGAUUGCUCCAAAUAUCUUCUGGUUAAUACUGUGAUAAGCUUGACUGAACAGGACUGCACAUACACUACUCACAAUACAUAACUCACCAUAUCGAAAGUCAAUAUAUCAAACUAUCCACCAUGCCUUCAAUAGCAGAAACAAUCAAAACGCACCGCCCAAACCUAACAUCCUACGAAGAACUCUACAAAUACUUCCACGCCAACCCCGAACUCAGCUUCCAAGAAGAAUCUACCGCUGCCUCAAUUGUCAAGCACCUGGAGUCACUCAACGUGUAUGCCAUCCACGCGUCCAUCGGCGGUCACGGCAUCGCCGCGGUGCUAAAGAAUGGGCCGGGUAAGACGCUUUUGUUGCGCGCGGACAUUGAUGCGCUGCCUGUAGAGGAGAGAACAGGCCUGGCGUAUGCGAGUACGAAGCGCAUGAAAGAUUUGGAGGGUGUGGAGAAGGGAGUCAUGCAUGCUUGUGGACAUGAUAUGCAUAUCACAGCGCUUCUUGGUGCGGCGGAGACCUUGGCGAAAGCGAAAGAUGCAUGGAGUGGGACGCUGGUGUUGGUGUUUCAACCGGCGGAGGAGAAGGCGGGUGGGGCGCAGGCGAUGGUUGAUGGUGGAUUGUAUGAUCGAGUACCUGUGCCGGAUGUUGUUGUGGGCGCGCAUGUCAUGCCUGAGAGAGCUGGAGUUAUUGGGACAAAGAGAGGGCUGAUUGCUAGUGCGGCGGAUUCGUUUCAGCUCAAGAUUGAAGGACGGCAAGCGCAUGCUUCGACACCUCACCGGGGUAUUGAUCCGAUCGUACAAGCUGCAUCCACCGUCACGAGACUUCAAACCAUCGUAGCUCGUGAAGUCGAUCCGCUAGAUUUUGCAGUGGUAACAGUAUCUGCAUUCCAUGCAGGCGAUGCAGAGAACAUCAUCCCGGAAGAGGCGAACCUGAAACUCAACAUCCGCACUGCACGACCAGAAACCCGCGACCAUGUUCUUAGGAGCGUCAGGACGAUCAUCGACGCCGAGGCCACCGCAUCCUCAAACCCUACUCAACCCGUGCUCACUCCAACAACACGCUUCCCCUUCCUCUUCAACGACGCAGACAUCACCAGUGCCUUGGAGCAGAGUUUCGCGGAGUACUUCAAGCCCGGCAAAAACAGCUAUCAAAGCGAUAUUUCGCGCCUCCAAGGCAGUGAGGAUUUCGGUAUUCUAGCCACAGCUGUGGGGAAGCCGAGCUGUUUCUUCUUGUAUGGCGGUGUCGACCCUGAGGUAUAUGACAAGGCGGAGAAGGAAGGCAAGAUGAAGGAACUGCCUGGAAAUCAUAGUCCGUUCUUUGCGCCGGUCAUUCAGCCGACGUUGACUAAGGGGAUUGAUGGAUAUGUUGUUUCUGCGCUGACAUUUCUUGGGAAGUAAUGAUGGCCAAUCUUAUUAUACCU